AUGGUUGCUAUAGUCAAGUUUCUUCAGCAUGGGCUUCUUUUAAGUGGUCCCGUAUAUGAAGAUGUUGCUACUCCUCAACAAGCUUCGAUGGAACAGUAUAAUAUAGUCAGAUACUUGGGAGGGUCUGCUCCUUAUAUCCAGAGACCAGGGUAUGGAAUCUCUCUGGAUAUUCCUCCACAUUGCAAUUUACAACAAGUGCAUCUAUUGUCAAGACAUGGAGAGCGUUACCCGUCAAAAGGAGAUGGCAUCUACUUCGAAUCGGUGCUUGAGAAGUUUAAGAGUCACAUGGAGCCAUUCAAAGGCUCAUUGUCAUUUCUCAACGAAUAUAAAUAUUUCGUUGCAGACAAGCAAAAUUAUGAAAAGGAAACAGCGCCAUGGAACUCAAAGGGUCCAUACGCUGGUACUUCCGAUGAAUUGAGGCAUGGUGCUGCUUUCAGGAAGAAGUAUGGAAGAUUGUAUAAGAAGGGUGCUGUUGUACCUGUUUUCACUUCAAAUUCGCAAAGAUGCCACCAGAGCGCUAAUUUCUUUGUGCGAGGGUUUCUUGGUGAUUCUUAUAAGGAUGAGCUCGUAGAUUUCGUUAUAGUGAGCGAAGAUGGUAGUAUGGGAUUGAACUCCUUGACACCAAGAUAUGCCUGUAGCAAGUUCGAUAACGAAGUUAACAAGGACAAGAUUGGCCAAUACGAUCUCUCUUACUUGUCUGACAUUUUAGAAAGAUUCAAGAGAGAAAAUCCUUCGUUGACCAUUACUGUCGAUGACGUGUCGUCCCUAUUUCUCUGGUGUGCUUUUGAGAUCAAUGUAAAAGGCUCCUCCCCUUUUUGUGGCUUGUUCACCAACGAAGAGUUUAUCAAAAGCUCGUAUCGAACAGACUUGGGAAACUACUAUACAACAGGUCCAGGAAAUCCCUUGACGCGUACGGCAGGGUCAGCUAUGGUUAGAGCAUUCCUCAAAUUGCUUAGUGAUGAUGCGGCCGAUAAUAAGAUCUGGUUAUCUUUUACUCAUGAUACGGACAUCGAAAUGUUCUUAAGUUCACUUGGAAUUAGUGAUGUAACAGAACAAUUGCCUACAACACAUGUUCCAUUCCCCAACGAAUACAGUUCGGCUGAAUUGCUACCACAGGGUGCUAGAAUAUAUACAGAAAAGUACCAAUGUGGCGACAAAUCAUAUAUCCGUUAUAUCGUGAAUGAUGCUGUGAUACCAAUAAAAGAUUGUUCUCAUGGUCCUGGGUUUGGCUGUGAGUUCAAGGAAUACGAAGAAUACAUUCACAAUCGUUUGAAAUAUCAAGACUUUGCGUCUCAGUGUGGCCCCGAACGCGGAUCUCCGCUCGAUCUUACAUUUUAUUGGGAUUACAAAACCAUCAAGUACGACGCUCCUCUAAUUGACCAAUAG
Molecule: messenger RNA, 1386 nt
Organism: Scheffersomyces stipitis CBS 6054
Lineage: Eukaryota; Fungi; Ascomycota; Pichiomycetes; Serinales; Debaryomycetaceae
Gene: PHO6
Product: histidine phosphatase family protein
Exons: 1
Coding region: 1-1386 (461 amino acids)
Cellular component (GO): fungal-type cell wall
Molecular function (GO): acid phosphatase activity
Source: RefSeq, a predicted model, not a curated record